GUGUCUGUUAUCUAUUACGUCAUCUCUAAUCCAUAUCUCGAAGCUACGGAGUCCCGUGACUAAGAUUCCGCUUCGCUUGGUUGCUGCGCCAUGGCUUCCACCACGCCGACCACCUCCUUCUCCCUGCUCCGGUUUACCAUUGAGGGUAUUCCAUACAGUCCGUUUGCAAAAUCAAGAUUCAAAAUAGUUGGCCUCAACAAAACUCAGAGACAAGGAUGUAAGCAUCCAAACAUUUCUGAUGCGGCAGAAAUUAGUGAGGAUGUUUUUCUUGACAAACGUGGGAAAUGGAGAAUCUCUAACCCCAAAAAAUUGUCCAGGAAAAGGGGUGGUUCACUAAGGGGACGGGGUUGGAAGUAUGGAUCUGGGUUUGUAGAUGGAGUUUUCCCUGUCCUAAGCCCCAUGGCUCAGCAGAUUCUAGAAUUUGUACAGAAGGAACCUGAUGCUGCCAAAGUGUGGGCUGCACUUGACACUCUCCCUGCCACUCACAAUGUGUGGGAUGAUCUUAUUAAUGUGUCAGUUCAACUUCGUCUCAACAAGCAAUGGGAUCCUAUUAUAUCUGUUUGUGAGUGGAUACUAUACAAGAGCUCUUUCCGCCCUGAUGUCAUAUGCUUCAACUUGCUUAUAGACUCAUACAGCCAGAAGAGACAGUAUAGGAAGGCAGAGUCGAUUUACACAGAUCUACUUGAAGGUCAAUGCAUCCCAACUGAGGAUACUUAUGCUCUUCUGUUGGGUGCUUACUCCAGAUGUGGGUUUUACAAGAAGUGUGAGGCUAUCCUUACAGAAAUGAGACAAAAUGGCACACAUCCAAGUGCUGUGGUAUAUAAUGCAUACAUAAAUGGGUUGUUAAAGGAGAGGGACACUAGAAAGGCUGUUGAAAUCUUUCAAAGGAUGAAAAGUGAUCGGUGCAAACCAUCAACAGACACAUACACAAUGAUGAUUAAUCUAUACGGGAAGGCUAAUCAAUCUGCUAUGGCCCUAAAGAUAUUCAAUGAAAUGAAAACUGAAAAGUGCAAGCCAAAUAUAUGUACAUAUACUGCUUUGAUAAAUGCAUUUGCGAGAGAUGGAAUGUGCGAGAAGGCUGAAGAGAUAUUUGAAGAGCUACAGGAGGCUGGACAUGAACCUGAUGUUUAUGCAUACAAUGCUCUCAUGGAAGUUUAUAAUCGUGCAGGUUUUCCAUUUGGUUCAUACGAGAUCUUCUCGCUAAUGCAACACAUGGGAUGUGAACCAGAUAGAGCUUCAUACAACAUUUUGGUUGAUGCAUUUGGAAGAGCUGGCCUUCAUGAAGAUGCAGAGGCCGCAUUUGAAGAGCUAAAACAGCAGGGCAUGACACCGACCAUGAAAUCACACAUGCUGCUCCUUUCUGCCUACUCAAGAGCAGGAAACAUUCCAAAAUGUGAAGCAGUCAUGAACCAGAUGCAUAAAUCCGGGCUUGAGCUGGACACCUUCGCACUCAACUCCAUGCUUAACGCCUACGGAAGGGCCGGUCGGUUCGAGAAGAUGGAAGAAGUCUUAAUGGGAAUGGAGAAGGGUCCAUAUGAAGGGGACAUCAGCACUUACAACAUCUUGAUUAACUUCUUUGGUCGUGCAGGUUUUUUUAGCAGAAUGGAAGAUGUGUUUCAUUCCCUAGCGAGCAAAGGGUUGAAAGCUGAUGUAGUGACUUGGACUUCGAAGAUGAGCGCAUACGCGCGAAAGAAACAGUACAGGAAAUGCUUGGAGAUUUUUGAAGAGAUGAUAGAUGCUGGUUGUUAUCCAGAUGGAGGAACUGCAAAAGUGCUGCUUGCCUCUUGUGCUACGGAUGAGCAGAUCGAACAGAUUACCACUGUAAUUAGAUCAAUGCAUAAGGAAACAAGAAAUACAUUUGCUGCAUGAAUAAUUUAUUCGAGUGCAGAUUCAAAUUAUAUAUAAUUUAUCAGUA
Molecule: messenger RNA, 1915 nt
Organism: Zingiber officinale
Lineage: Eukaryota; Viridiplantae; Streptophyta; Magnoliopsida; Zingiberales; Zingiberaceae
Product: pentatricopeptide repeat-containing protein At2g35130-like
Exons: 8
Coding region: 91-1869 (592 amino acids)
Molecular function (GO): protein binding
Source: RefSeq, a predicted model, not a curated record